AACUGAGCGCAGAGAGAGAUCCUGAUACAGAAACUUAUCUUGUAAACCAUGGCUCAAACUGGAGAUGUGUUGCCCACCUAUGAAAUGGCUGAUUCCCAGACCUCAAAGCUGAUAAAGAAGUCAAAGGAGUCUCCAUUUGUGCCGAUAGGAAUGGCUGGAUUCGCUGCAGUGGUAGCCUAUGGGCUAUUCAAACUGAAGAACAGAGGGAACACAAAGAUGUCUGUCCAUCUGAUUCACAUGCGUGUUGGAGCCCAGGGAUUUGUUGUAGGAGCCAUGACAGUUGGUGUCCUUUACUCCAUGUAUAAGGAGUACCUUGCCAAGCCAUCCGAUCAUUGAGUAAACACGUCUGUCCGGACUCCGUUGUGGAAUACACAUAUCCCAUAAACCCCAUAUUGGGGCAGUGUUUUUAUUUUCUCAGUGUAGCAUAUCGCACCUUCUCUGUUGAAGGGUCUGCCUGCAGGGUAUUGCGGGACCCACAGCUGAACCAUAAGAUUUCUCUAUUUUUUUUUUAAUUUAAUCCAGCUCAGUAGUGCAUACAGCGAAAGAACCGAAACAUUGGAUUUACUGGACCUUAAUCUUCAUUGUACUGUCUAGGAACUGUAUUUAUUUUGUAAGUUUAUGUAAAUACAAUUUUAGGAUGAUGUUUCUACAGCAGUGCAGUUGGUUGUUCAAUCACCGACUUCUUUACUGAUAAAUAAUAUCAGUUGUGUUCUGUGUAACUUCUCCACAUAUAAACCACCUAGAAAUCCUAUGUUAGCCCCCCCAUGGUUUUAUUUCUGACAAAUAUUGGUACAGAAAUGCGGGUGUUGAUGCAAAAUGUGUGUGAUAUUAAAAAUAACAGAUCUGUUCUGCUAAA
Xenopus laevis (African clawed frog) is the source of this 856-nucleotide messenger RNA. It is a transcript of the gene higd1a.L, whose product is annotated as HIG1 hypoxia inducible domain family member 1A L homeolog. Gene Ontology annotation, biological process: mitochondrial respirasome assembly. The record is from RefSeq and is marked provisional. NCBI's taxonomy places the organism in Eukaryota, Metazoa, Chordata, Amphibia, Anura, Pipidae. Gene Ontology annotation, cellular component: mitochondrion; mitochondrial membrane.